This is a messenger RNA of Sphenostylis stenocarpa, 2100 nucleotides long. The record is from the annotation of a GenBank genome assembly. Lineage: Eukaryota; Viridiplantae; Streptophyta; Magnoliopsida; Fabales; Fabaceae.
AUGAAGAUCUCCGGCGACACCAGCCGCGCGUCGCGCCCAUUCCCGCCUACCAUUGCAGCCCCGACGCCGGACUCCGAUCUCCACCCGCACCGCCGGCCAACCCGCCGGUAUCCCCGAACUCCGGCUCGCCUCAAGCGGCUUGCCGGAGCACCGGUUGGAAAACGGAGCAGGCCGGAAACUCCCUUGUCCAAGUGGAAGAUCCACGGCGGCGCCAGAGAGGGGAGCGUCGACUGUGGCGGUGAUCCUGUGGAUGAACUCAACGGGGUAAAGGAACCUGCAAAACCUGCUGUCGUGUCGGCGAGGAAGCUCGCCGCCACGCUGUGGCGACUUCAGCUUCCGGAAACGGCGGCGGGCGAUGGCGGAAGGCGAAGGGGUAUGAGAAAGAUCGGUGAAGAUCGUGUGGGAGUUGUUCAACAUGGAACUAGCCAUGUAGACCACCAAUUUCUCGGCCUUCAAAAUGGCAUGAUGCAUGGUUCUGCUAUGAAGAAUCCAUCACAAAGUCGUCGUACCAUUUCUGGGACCAAGGAUGGACAUUUCUGUGAGCUCAAGCCGUCUUUCCAGUUUCCGAGUACUGCAAUGGAGGGUGCAACAAAGUGGGAUCCUGUUUGUUCAAAAGCAUCAGAUGAGGUGCAACAUAUCUACAGUCAAAUGAAACUUCCAGACCAAAAGGUUAGUACUGUUUCUACUGUAUCUGCUCUUGAAGCUGAACUAGAGCAGGCUCGGGCACAUAUUCAGGAGCUUGAGACUGAGCGCCACUCCUCCAAAAAGAAAAUUGAACAUUUCUUGAAGAAAGUCGGUGAAGAGAGGGCUUCAUGGCGAAGCAAAGAGCAUGAGAAAAUUCGUGCUUAUGUUGAUGACAUUAAAUCAGAGUUGAGUAGAGAAAGGAAAAGUCGCCAGAGGAUUGAAAUUGUCAAUUCUAGGCUGGUUAAUGAGUUGGCUGAUGCCAAGUUAUUAGCAAAACGCUACAUACAGGAUUGUGAGAAGGAAAGGAAGGCCAGAGAAUUGAUUGAGGAAAUUUGCGAUGAGCUUGCUAAGGAAAUUGGAGAAGACAAGGCUGAAAUUGAAACGCUGAACAGGGAAUCUAUGAAACUUAGGGAAGAAGUGGAAGAAGAGAGGAAGAUGUUACAGAUGGCUGAAGUAUGGCGUGAAGAACGUGUUCAUAUGAAAUUGAUUGAUGCAAAAGUUGCUCUUGAUGAGAAGUACACACAGAUGAAUAAACUAGUAGCGGAUUUGGAAACCUUUCUCAAAUCAUUAAAUUUAAACCCAAAUGCAAAGGAGAUGAAAGAGGCACGGUCAUUUCAACAGGCUGCAGCUGCUGUAGACAUUCAAGACAUCAAGGGAUUUUCGUACGAGCCAGCUAAUCCAGAUGAUAUUUUUGCCAUUUUUGAAGAUUUAAAUUGCGUUGAACCCAACGAGACAGAGAUUGAAUCAUGCGUUGCUCACUCUCCGGUAAGUCAUGCCUCAAAGAUUCACACAGUGAGUCCUGAUGUCAACUUGAUUAGUAAGGAUAACUUUCAAAGAUGUUCUGAUUUAUUUAUGGAUGACAAUGGUGAUAUUGAAGAAGAUGAAAGUGGAUGGGAAACUGUGAGCCAUGUUGAGGAUCAAGGAUCAAGUUGUUCACAUGAAGGGAGUACCCUAUCAGUGAGAAAGAAUUGUCGAGAGAGUAAUGUCUCAGGGAGGAGUGUGCUUGAAUGGGAAGAAAAUGCUGGUGUAGAGACCCCAAUGACUGAAAUUAGUGAAGUCUCAUCUGUACCGGCUAAGCAAUCAAAGAAGGUAUCCUCCAUAGCAAGGCUUUGGAGGUCUGGUGGGGAUAAUUACAAGAUAAUCUCUGUGGAGGGAAUGAAUGGAAGGCUUUCAAAUGGAAGGGUAUCUAAUGGGGGCGUAAUGUCUCCUGAUUGGGGACUUGAUAAAGUUGGAUUGAGCCCCCAAGAUCUUCUGUGCCAGUUUAGUUCUCCCGAGUCAGCAAAUCUGCACCAUCGAGGCAUGAAAGGAUGCAUUCCUCGCACUGUGCAGAAGAGUAGUUUGAAAGCCAGACUUUUGGAGGCUAGGAUGGAAAGCCAGAAGGUUCAGUUGCGCCAUGUUCUUAAACAGAAGAUUUAG